UCCUUGAAGUUCAAGAAUGUCACAUACAUUCUUUUAAGUGGCAAAUAAGAGUUUGGUGAAUUGUAGUUCAACUUCUGUCUCUAUUUUUUCUUUAAAUUCUUACCAUUUCUCAAUGUUUUCUUUUCCAUAAUUCCUUUCAUUCACCAAACCAUAUGUAUUUUCUUACCUCACAAUAUCCUUUGUUAAUUUCUUCAAGCUAAUGAUCCAAUCAAACUAUAUAGAUGUGAAUGAACUUUGGAUUUGCAUCUUUUAAUUUUUUUUCCCCAAUUACAUCAACUAUGGCUCUCUUUUUCUUGCAUUAUGCUAGAGUUCCCCUUUCAGCUAUUCUCCUCUUCUACCUUCUCACUUAUGGUUGUUUUUAUGGAAAAUGUGAUGAUUUCGAGAGCGGUUCAACAGGUGGUUCGGUGGGUUUUGAGGACCCGCCUGAGAUUGUUGCCAAAGCAUUGCUUUGCUUUAAUGACAGAUAUAUAUACAGCGCAUGUGAAGAAUCGUAUAGAUUAAAGGAGAGUGGGAAUCUGGAAGUACCACUAGAGAAAACGGAGGAAUAUUGCAACGGACCGUGUUUGAGUGAAACGGAAUUGGUGUUGGAUUGCAUUAAUGGAAUUUUUAGCAACUUCUUGUUUUACAAUAGAGCCACCUUGCAAGACGUUAGGGAUACUAUCCACGCUGGAUGUGGCUAUGGCCCACAGAGAGGAAACUUUGAUGUGUUGGAGCAUAUAAAUGCAGAAAGAGGCAAUGCUUGUAGGGCUUCCAACAUGGCAGCUCUUGGAUUUUCCUUUUUCAUUUUAGGCAUUUUUAGCUUAUUGCUUUGAAAACCUUCAUGAUUUUCUCACUAUGGACAUUGUAUUAACAUGGUUUGCAUUAACUAAUUCAAACAUUAGUGUAUGACAAAAAUAUUUAGUUUAGUGCUUUAGUUGUUGUAACUCUCUAUUAUACAAAGUAAAAUUUUUUAACUAUUUGGUUUGAGAGUGAUUUUUUAAAAGUCACUAUUAAAUAUGUUUUUUAAUCGUGUACCAUUAAUAAAUUUUAUGUAAUUUGAGUUGUUC
Messenger RNA from Cucumis melo (muskmelon), 1046 nucleotides. RefSeq lists its product as uncharacterized. Bases 228 to 812 code for a protein of 194 amino acids. Lineage: Eukaryota; Viridiplantae; Streptophyta; Magnoliopsida; Cucurbitales; Cucurbitaceae. The transcript is spliced from 4 exons. The record is from RefSeq and is a predicted model, not a curated record.